AGUUGUGCCCUAGGUUUACUCAGCCGCUCACCCACCCACCCUGUCUUCGCAAUUAGCUGCUCAGCAAAACAGCAGCUCCACUGCGAAAGUUCUCUCGCUCUCUCUUCCCAGUAAAGGAGCCUCUCGCCCAGUACUAUUCGCGGCCUUGCAACCUCAACAGUUAUCAAACAGGCCCUUAGGGUUUCCUACUUUUGUUGUUGCAAUCAGAGAGAGAGAAUUUUAGGGUUUUUGGAUUCACAAAAAUUCACCGCUUUGAGGCGCUCAUAACCCUCGGCUUCUGGGGGCAGUCAGAGAUCUUCAUUUCGAUCAGCAGUCAUGGUGAAGUAUUCCAGGGAGCCGGACAAUCCAACUAAAUCUUGCAAGGCCAGAGGAUCUGACCUGAGGGUUCACUUCAAGAACACCAGGGAAACCGCAUUUGCUAUCAGGAAGCUCCCUUUGGCCAAGGCUAAGAGGUAUCUGGAGGACGUUCUUGCCCACAAGCAGGCCAUCCCUUUCCGGCGCUUUUGUGGCGGUGUUGGGCGCACUGCUCAAGCAAAGAACCGCCAUCCAAAUGGACAAGGGCGGUGGCCUGUCAAGUCUGCCAAGUUCAUCUUGAACUUGCUCAAGAGUGCUGAGAGCAAUGCUGAUGUGAAGGGCUUGGAUGUGGAUACACUAUUCAUUUCGCAUAUCCAGGUGAAUCAGGCCCAGAAGCAGAGGCGACGAACUUACCGUGCCCAUGGAAGAAUCAACCCUUACAUGUCCUCCCCUUGUCAUAUUGAGUUGAUAUUGUCUGAAAAGGAGGUACCUGUCAAGAAAGAGGCUGAAACCCAAGUGGUGCCCAAGAGGACGAAGAAAUCUCAUGCUCUUCGUAGUGGGGCUUCAUCUUAAGGCUUUGCGGAGUAAGAGAGAUUGGUAUCGCGUCAACUUGAAGAUUUACUCGGUGAGAUUGACAUCGUUUUUCCUUCUAUUUGAAUGCUCAUGUUUUUGCAACAUUUCGUCAAGAAUUUUGUGGUUGUAUAAGGACCAAGAAUCAGUCACCCAAUGUGGAGAGAGAUCUUUUCUUGCUUGAGUUGGCUAGUUUGAGCCGUAGAUCAUAUUUGGUUCAUUGUUUUCGCUUGAGUGUCUUCCUUUCUGGACACCCAUGUCCUUACAUUGCAGGCAUUAGUUACCACGAAAGUGUUUUAGAACU
Molecule: messenger RNA, 1168 nt
Organism: Amborella trichopoda
Lineage: Eukaryota; Viridiplantae; Streptophyta; Magnoliopsida; Amborellales; Amborellaceae
Product: large ribosomal subunit protein uL22-like
Biological process (GO): cytoplasmic translation
Cellular component (GO): ribosome; cytosolic large ribosomal subunit
Molecular function (GO): structural constituent of ribosome
Source: RefSeq, a predicted model, not a curated record